UUCUUUCAAGGUUAUUUUGUAGAAAAGUGAAAGAAGCAGCAUUUCGACACAACUGGUAGAAAAUGCUGCGUACACUAUCAACAGAAGUCCUAAAAAGUGUUUCUAAAUGGGGAGGCAGAAACAAUCCAUCAAAUUCUGCCUGGAUUUUGAACAAGAAGAGCUGUUACAGCACCGAUGUUGGCGAGGAAGAUUACGAUAGUUUAACAUUUUCACAAACAGUUGACAAAUUUUACGACAGGGCAUCAGCUUUGAUAGAAAAUGAUCUGGCUAAAGGUAUGAGAAGUCGUGCACCUGUGGAGGAGAAGAUUAAAAAGGUGAAAGGUAUCCUUAAAAUUAUUAAACCAGCAAACCACAUGAUCGAGAUCACCUUUCCGAUUAGACGUGACAACGGCGAGUAUGAAAUCAUUGAAGCAUGGCGAGCGCAGCAUAGCCAGCAUCGUACCCCUUGCAAAGGAGGUAUAAGAUACAGCUUGGAUGUAUGUGAAGAUGAGGUGAAAGCCUUAGCUGCCCUAAUGACCUACAAAUGUGCCGUUGUGGACGUCCCCUUUGGAGGCGCCAAGGCGGGUGUGAAAAUCAACCCUGCCAACUACUCGGAGAAAGAACUGGAGAAAAUCACCAGGAGAUUUGCUGUGGAACUUGCCAAGAAAGGUUUCAUAGGGCCUGGCAUUGAUGUGCCUGCUCCUGACAUGGGAACAGGAGAGAGGGAAAUGAGUUGGAUUGCAGACACAUACGCCAACACUCUUGGCUUCAAUGAUAUCAAUGCUCAUGCAUGUAUCACUGGGAAGCCCAUCACUCAGGGGGGAAUUCAUGGCCGUAUCUCUGCCACAGGCCGUGGUGUGUUUCAUGGAAUUGAGAACUUCAUCAAUGAAGCCAGUUACAUGAGCAUGAUUGGACUGAUGCCAGGAUUUGGAGACAAGACCUUUGUUAUUCAGGGAUUUGGUAAUGUGGGUCUCCACUCCAUGAGAUAUCUCCACAGAGCCGGUGCUAAGUGUAUAGGAGUGAAGGAAUUAGAUGCCAGUAUAUACAAUGAAAAUGGAAUCGAUCCAAAGGAACUAGAGGACUACAAACUGGAACAUGGAACCAUCAGUGGAUACCCCAAGGCCAAGCCCUAUGACGGAGACCUUCUGUUGGCAGAAUGUGACAUCCUGGUUCCUGCAGCCAGUGAAAGGCAACUGACCAAAGAAAACGCCCAUGAAGUGAAGGCCAAGAUAAUUGCUGAAGGUGCUAAUGGCCCAACCACUAUGGGAGCAGACAAAAUCUUCCUUGAGCGAAAAGUCCUAGUGAUUCCUGAUUUGUACAUUAAUGCUGGUGGUGUGACUGUCUCAUAUUUUGAGUGGUUGAAAAAUCUAAAUCACGUCAGUUAUGGACGCCUGACCUUCAAGUACGAAAGGGAUUCCAACCAGUAUCUAUUGGAAAGUGUCCAGCAGUCUUUGGAGAGGAAAUUUGGAGGAGGAAAGAAGGAAUCCAUUCCUAUCAUCCCAUCACGUGAAUUCCAGGAGAGGAUUGCCGGUGCCUCAGAGAAAGAUAUUGUCCACUCAGGGUUGGAGUACACCAUGAUGAGAUCUGCCAGGAACAUCAUGGACACCGCUAUGACCUAUAACCUGGGAUUGGAUCUUCGCACUGCAGCCUACAUUACCUCCAUUAAGAAGAUCUUCAAGGUCUACGAGGAGGCUGGUCUGACCUUCACAUAGACAGUGGGGGCCCCACAGGGCAUUAAUCCUGAAUCUAACCAACAAUACAUACAGAGCUUUCAUACAUUACUUUCACUAUUGCGCCCCUUUAUUUGAUCUUUGUACUGUCUGUUGACCCAAACUUUGGGAUUUUAAUUUUAGUGUGAUUUUAGAGGAAGAGGAUCUGUUAGUAUAUUUUGUUGAACAAUGGAGUACCUGAUUGGAGGACUAUAUUUGUACUGUUUAUGUACAAGUGUGUAACCUGUAGUAAGAGUUUUGUCCAUCUAUAAUCUCAGCUGUCUGCACCUAACACCCUAAAGAAGAUAUUUAAUGUUUGUAAUAAAAUGUCUGGCAUAAUUCCUAUUAGUCAGAAAAUGAGUUAGACACUACCUCUAAAUGAACAAAAUGCAGUUUGUGUUCAGAUGUUCCCAAAACUAAUGAUGAAUUAACUAUAUUUAUUGUAUUGUAGAAACCUUUAGUAGAAUUCUAUUUCCCUUGAGUUAAUGUGGUGAGUUGCUUAGCUUGAGCUUGGUAUUGAACAGUAGUAUUGCAAGUUCACUGAAUUAGAUAGUCUGUAACCUGCAAUAAAACAUCUGAAAAUACUCGAUCAGCGUAUGGGGGAACUGUAUCAGUAGUUAAGGAGUGGGUCUGAUAGGCAGCUGAAAUCUCCACAGUGUAGGAUUCAAUCCCUGCACCUAGUAGUCUCUGUUUUAACAGCACAAAAUAUAAAGAAUUACAUGUACUUACGUCAUUUUGGGGAAAGUUUUAUUGCAUUUAUAUAGUUGUUUUGAAAACAAACAGGUUCUCUUUGUUUAUUUUGCGGCUCUUGUUUUUAUUUCCAGAAUUUUAUGUGUUGAUUUAUAGUUUUGCACUGCUUGAAGGUUGGACUGAUCACACACGAUUUAUGUGUACUGUACAUUGUUAUGUAGGUUUAACCAAUGUGAUGCCUUCCUUUUUUCACAUCCCAAAUUGAUGUUGUUCCUCAACAAAAAGUGAAAGUAUUCAUUUGAACUGCUUUCAUGUGAUAUUGAUCAAGAGUUGUUUACCAUUUUUCUAAUGCAUCUUGUUCACCAAGUUUGAAAUAAAAGGAUGAGAAUACCAAUAGAAUAUGUAUGUGUGAGAUAAAAUAGAUGAUAUUAGCAAUGAA
Messenger RNA from Magallana angulata, 2817 nucleotides. RefSeq names its product glutamate dehydrogenase, mitochondrial-like. The transcript has 12 exons. The record is from RefSeq and is a predicted model, not a curated record. NCBI's taxonomy places the organism in Eukaryota, Metazoa, Mollusca, Bivalvia, Ostreida, Ostreidae. Gene Ontology annotation, biological process: L-glutamate catabolic process. Bases 63 to 1691 code for a protein of 542 amino acids. Gene Ontology annotation, molecular function: L-glutamate dehydrogenase (NAD+) activity. Gene Ontology annotation, cellular component: mitochondrion.